Molecule: messenger RNA, 1135 nt
Organism: Hordeum vulgare subsp. vulgare (domesticated barley)
Lineage: Eukaryota; Viridiplantae; Streptophyta; Magnoliopsida; Poales; Poaceae
Product: ethylene-responsive transcription factor RAP2-3-like
Exons: 2
Coding region: 311-859 (182 amino acids)
Biological process (GO): regulation of DNA-templated transcription; ethylene-activated signaling pathway
Molecular function (GO): DNA-binding transcription factor activity; DNA binding
Source: RefSeq, a predicted model, not a curated record
CCUGGCCGCCACGUCUUCCCAGCUGCCGCUCCAUUUGUCGCCGAUGCCGGCCUCUUCGUCCGCGGCGAUCGAUAAAGCAUAGCGCUAUCUCACGUGCCAGCCGGGCUGCAUACCUCUGCCACUGUGCUUCAUCGGUUUCUUUAACUCUGCUUGCUAUCUAUAUAGAGCAAGGGACGGGGUUUGCAGUUGAGGCCCAGCCACAUUAAACCGAAGGAAGAAUAGACGUCUGCCAUUUCUCGUUUGCUCAAGUCUUCUCUGCCUAGGUAGCUGUCAAAGGCUGUGUGAGUAAGGAAAACGUGGUAGCUUGAAAAUGUGCGGCGGAGCUGUUAUCGCCGACUUCGUCCCGGCCGCUGCCCGCCGCCCUGAUGGCUCCUCCACCGACGUCCCCGGCUCCAGCCUCACCGGUGAGGAGGUGACGGAGAAAGCGCCGGCGCCAGCGCGGAAGACGGCGUACCGUGGGAUCAGGCGCCGGCCAUGGGGCCGCUGGGCUGCGGAGAUCCGGGACCCUAGGAAGGGUGCGCGCGUGUGGCUGGGCACCUACGCUACCGCGGAGGAGGCCGCGCGCGCCUACGACGUCGCGGCGCGCGAUAUCCGCGGGGUGAAGGCCAAGCUCAACUUCCCGCCCGCCGUGGGCGCGCCGCAGGCGGCGGUGGCGGGGGCGCCCAAGAAGCGUCCGAGGGUCGCGGCAGAGGAGAGCUCUGCGUCUUGGUCUCCACUUCCGGGCACAGCUACCGGCGUCGGCAGCACGGACAGCCUGCGGGAGAGCAUGUCCGGGCUGGAGGCGUUCCUGGGGCUGAAGGACGCCGCCGGGGACGACGACGUCCAGCCCUGGGAGGCCGUCGAUAUCAUCUUCGAGUAGUCGUGUGCCGUCGCCACAUACCGACCGCUCUUGCGGGGUCCAUAGGUACAUUUGCCGAUAAAUAAGCGGUCGUUCGGCUUUCCUGGGCUUCGUGAGGCAUAUCCAGGUCAUUUGUACUGGAAUGUAUGUAAGUCGAGCACGACUAUCACAAAUGCGGACAAGGUUUAAGAAAAGUGGUAUUUUCAGCCUAUCGGGUUUAAGAUGAGGAAAUGUUUUGUUGACGACGAUACUUCUACGAUGACUUAAUAAUAUCAAGAUGACAUGUGUUCAGUCUUU